Messenger RNA from Helobdella robusta, 342 nucleotides. RefSeq lists its product as hypothetical. The transcript is spliced from 4 exons. The coding region runs from base 1 to 342 and encodes 113 amino acids. The record is from RefSeq and is a predicted model, not a curated record. Lineage: Eukaryota; Metazoa; Annelida; Clitellata; Rhynchobdellida; Glossiphoniidae.
AUGGUCAUUGUUUGUAACGACUUUUUUGGAAAACUGGAGAAGCCAUACUACCCCCCUCAACUUCAGCCGCAGUACCCACCUCAGGGACCUCCAUAUCCUCCUCAAGGACCUCCGUACCCUCCUCAACAGCCUUAUUGCCCUACACAACCAGCACAACCAACCAACACAGUUGUCAUUACGGGACCGAUUCAUGGAAGUUGUCCAAAAUGUAAUAGGGGCAUAAUAACCCCGGAGUACACAGCUUGUGGCAUCAUUCUGGCCAUUUGCUUCUUCCCCAUUGGGAUCCUCUGCUGUAUCGCAAUGAGGGAAAACACGUGCAGCGUUUGCAGGGCCCGCUUCUAG